UAUCAGGCCUGACUCGGAAAAAGCCGCUUGUCGGUUCUCGGCUUGUUCCGAGAGAUACCGAGUAUUUACGAGUGCAGGGUACGAAAUAUCAUUUCAUCAGACUUGUGAAUUAAACAAUAAAGAUAACAUUUAUUGAGGAAGCCAAUAUCGGGCUAUUUUGGCAUAAGGGUUAACAGUUAAGAGCCAAACAUGGCCAGACUUCUGCAGCUUUCAAAGGGCUUGACAUGCCAUCAACUGAAAAUCCUUUCAAGGCAUCAGAAUCCUAUUUCAUGCAGUAUUAAGGUGAAAUGUGAUGCAUUAAAACAUGUCAGACAUUUGCAAACAAGACUACUUCAGAGCAAGAUUAUUCGCACAAAUGGAGGACAUGCACAACUGAUCCAGUGUCCGCCAAGCUUAUGUAUUUUGCGAAAUAUUCACAUCACUUCUGCCACAAGAGCUCCAUGGUUUUUGCCACUACUGCCACUGUUUAAAGGCUUUUUGUUGAAAGUGACAGCUGUGCUAACAGGACGCCGUUUCCGACAGUGGCGAAUGAAGCAGCCCCCUGAGAUGCAAGCAAAGAUAUUGAGGUACAAAAUAGCAGUGUUUGCAAUCCUUGGCAUCGUCUUGGGCUCUCUCUCACUGCUGUUCUACGAGACCCACUUGCAGGAAGCACCACUUACCGGCAGAAAAAGGUUCAUCACUCUGCUGCCUGAACAAGUGAAGAAAAUUGCAGACUUUAACACAGAAAUGAUGAUGGAAAAUCUGCAGGGCAAGAUACUUCCGGAGUCUGAUGGCCGAUACAAGCUGGUGGACACGGUGCUGCGCAGGCUACAGAAGUCCAAUGCAGACUUCCCUGGUAUCAAUGAUAUACCCUGGAAGAUACGCAUUGUUGAUGCAAAUGAAGUCAAUGCAUUUGUGUAUCCAAAUGGUGCUAUAUUUGUGAUGACUGGUUUGCUCAAUUUUGUUCACAACGAGGAUGAAUUCGCGAUAGUUCUUGGUCACGAGUUGUCUCAUGCCUUGAUGUCUCACACGGCAGAGGAGUUGAGUAUGGUACAGCUGUGGGACUGGUUUGUGUUUCAGGCAGAGGAGUUGAGUAUGGUACAGCUGUGGGACUGGUUUGUGUUUGUACUGCUGGCUGCCAUCUGGUGCAUCCUCCCCAACGACGGGCUGGCUUUAGUGGCGCACUGGUACUAUGAGCGGGUGAUAGAUGUAGGAUUCCAGAAGCCCUUCAGUCGAGAUAUAGAGAGAGAGGCAGACUAUGCAGGCUUGUACCUGGCAUCUAGGGCGUGUUAUGAUGUGCGUGAGAGUGCCGUGUUGUGGAGUAACAUGCAGGUGUUUGAGGACAUGGCGGGAGAGAAGAGGACCGCAGAGUUCCUGUCCACACACCCCUCACAUGACUCAAGGGUGAAAUAUUUCCAGGAGCUCAUACCUAAGGCGGUGGAAGAGCGUGUGAAGUGCCACUGUCCCCCGCUGCCUGCAGAGGACCCUCGACUACGUGCGGCCAUGGUACGCAGGAUCUCAAACGAGGUCCUAGUCUCUCGCGCAACCAACGCCAACGUGAACGCCAUACAGCGGACAAAACAUACUGCAAAAUAUGUGCCAACGUACAGACCUGCCCCAAAGUAAGGGUCUUGAUGACAAGGGGAAGUUAGAACUCAAAGAACCUGUGAUAUUCUCAUUUUUUUCUUGCUCUUUGUUUUCAUUUUUUGCUAACUUCGAGUUUUAGAACACAUGUUUUAGACCGACUUGUUUAUGUUUAUUGAAUAUAAUAGGCAUUAAAAAUUGUAUUUUUAUCAUAAGAUAUAGUGUUUAUGAAUUUUGUAAAUUUAUUUGAUAAACUGUUUUGUUUUUUGUAAAAAGUUCUAUUUUUGAUGUUUAUGUUUGUGGUUGUAUAUCAAUUUUGUUUAUCCCGGUUCUUUCAUUACAAAUUACAACAAAAAAUGUCUUAAAAAACUUUAAAUUGAUGUUUUGCACUUGCAUCAGCCUUAUGUUUUAGUUUUGUUGAAUAAAACAGUCUGUUGAUUAUGAUUUUUUGAUGAACAAAGUAACCUUGGUAUUAUUAACCAGGUUUUCCGAAGAUUAGAUUGGCGAAUGCGGGCGGGCUGGCUGGCUGGCUGGCGGUCUGGCUGGCUGGCUGGCUGGCGGGCGGGCGGAACAAGCUUGUCGGGGCCAUAACUUUGUCGUUCAUUGUGAGAUUUUAAAAUCAUUUGGCACAUUUGUUAACCAUCAUUAGGCGGUGUGUCGCGCGAAAAAAUUACGUCAAUAUCUCCAAGGUCAAGGUCACACUUUGAGUUCAAAGGUAAAAAAUAGCCAUAAAUGACCUUGUCUGGGCUAUAACUAUGUCAUUAAUUAUGAGAUUUUAAAAUCAUUUGGCACAUUUGUUCACCAUCAUGGGACGGUGUGUCGCACGAAAGAAUCACGUCAAUAUCUCCAAUGUCAAGGUCGCCACGACUAAAAAUAGAUUUAUUUUAAAACAAACUUACAAAGGGGGUUAAUUUUGUUUGUUCAUUUCAAAAGUUCAGUUUGAGUUGUCUCCCUUUAUCAGAUUUUUUUUCACAAUGAAAACCUGGUUUUGUGACAAUUUUGUCCCUUGUUUUUACUUCAAAUGAAAAUAUAUUAACUCCUGAAUAACUGCAAGCUGAACACAUAUUAUAUUAAUUGUUGUCUUUGAUGAAGUGACCUUUACCAGAAAAGUUCCAUUUACAUAGCUUUACAUUUUGCACAGUUAUUUUAAUAGUAUUGUUGAAAGGUAUUCACUUUAUAUAUUUUUAAAAUUUUGCUAUGAUUUAUUUUGUGAAGAUUGUAUGAAUAUUUUCUACAUUUUAACAGCCCAUUUUUGUACAUUAAAAACAGAUUAAUGUAAUGUUUAAUCAACUCUGCAACAGUUAUGAAAAACAGAUUGAAUCAAGGUUUAAUCAACUCUGCAACAGUAACAACAAUAUUCUUAUAUUCAAGCUAUGUCAACAUAAUGGAUUGUUUUGGAAGCGUGUGUUUUCAAGUCCUCUUAAACUUUUGGGUGGUUCAUGUUAAAACUUUCACUGCUAAAUGACCUAGAUGUGUAUUUGAUUGUUAAGAAAUUAAUUGUUUCUCUUACAAUAUUUUGUUGUCUGAAUUAUGGUCGUUUGUCUCUAUGUCCACUGUAGAAUAUAGGGUGGAGUUGUCUGUGACCAAACAUGUGUUGUAAUAGCAUCAGCGUCUGUGACACAUUUCUAGUUAUGUGUAUAUGGUUAGCAUUUAAUUAUUUCAUUUGAAUACAUUUAUUAUAGUCUGUCAGAGAGAUACAUGUACUUGUCAUUUAGUUAUGUCCCCCACUAUAGUAGUGGGGGACAUAUUGUUUUUGCCCUGUCUGUUGGUCUGUUGGUUGGUUGGUCUGUUGGUUGGUUGGUUUGCGCCAACUUUAACAUUUUGCAAUAACUUUUGCUAUAUUGAAUAUAACAACUUGAUUUUUGGCAUGCAUGUGUAUCUCAUGGAGCUGCACAUUUUGAGUGGUGAAAGGUCAAGGUCAUCCUUCAAGGUCAGAGGUCAAAUAUAUGUGGCCAAAAUCGCUCAUUUUAUGAAUACUUUUGAAAUAUUGAAGAUAGCAACUUGAUAUUUGGCAUGCAUGUGUAUCUCAUGGAGCUGCACAUUUUCAGUGGUGAAAGGUCAAGGUCAUCCUUCAAGGUCAGAGGUCAAAUAUAUGUGGCCCAAAUCGCUUAUUUUAUGAAUACUUUUGAAAUAUUGAAGAUAGCAACUUGAUAUUUGGCAUGCAUGUGUAUCUCAUGGAGCUGCACAUUUUCAGUGUUGAAAGGUCAAGGUCAUCCUUCAAGGUCAGAGGUCAAAUAUAUGUGACCCAAAUCGCUUAUUUUAUGAAUACUCUUGCAAUAUUGAAGAUAGCAACUUGAUAUUUGGCAUGCAUGUGUAUCUCAUGUAGCUGCACAUUUCGAGUGGUGAAAGGUCAAGGUCAUCCUUCAAGGUCAAAUAUAUGGGUCAAAAUUGCUCAUGUAAUGUCACUUCUGCAUAUUGAAGCUAGAAAUUUUAGAUUUGACAUGCAUGUGUAUCUCAUGGAGCUGCCCAUUUUGAGUGGUGAAGGGUCAAGGUCAUCCUUCAAGGUCAAACGUCAUAUAGGGGGACAUUGUGUUUCACAAACGCAUCUUGUUUUUGAUGUAUUCAAUAUGUUUUUAAUUGAUAAUUUAUUUUUCUUGUAUUUUGGAAGAAAUACUUCUAGUUUCCUGUUUUACAUGUUGGUUUGUCUAUCAGUCAACAUUUUGUGAAGUAGUUCAUUUCACAAAUGGCAAUACUAUUUCUAAAAUGCUCUUUACACAUAUAAUUGUUUCGAAAUGUCCAUUGAAAUAAUCAUUGGUUUCUUUUUAAUCAAACCAAUGUUAUUUAGAAAAUCAUUAGUAAAAUUUAUUUUCUAAUGUA
Molecule: messenger RNA, 4380 nt
Organism: Dreissena polymorpha
Lineage: Eukaryota; Metazoa; Mollusca; Bivalvia; Myida; Dreissenidae
Product: metalloendopeptidase OMA1, mitochondrial-like
Exons: 9
Coding region: 190-1605 (471 amino acids)
Biological process (GO): mitochondrial protein processing; protein quality control for misfolded or incompletely synthesized proteins
Cellular component (GO): mitochondrial inner membrane
Molecular function (GO): metalloendopeptidase activity
Source: RefSeq, a predicted model, not a curated record